This is a messenger RNA of Saprolegnia parasitica CBS 223.65, 2319 nucleotides long. RefSeq lists its product as hypothetical. The record is from RefSeq and is a predicted model, not a curated record. Gene Ontology annotation, biological process: ubiquitin-dependent protein catabolic process; protein ubiquitination. Lineage: Eukaryota; Oomycota; Saprolegniomycetes; Saprolegniales; Saprolegniaceae. Gene Ontology annotation, cellular component: cullin-RING ubiquitin ligase complex. Gene Ontology annotation, molecular function: ubiquitin protein ligase binding. The transcript has 2 exons. Bases 28 to 2262 code for a protein of 744 amino acids.
CUUCCCUCAACCUCCCAUCAGGCAGCCAUGGCGAGCAAGCCUCUGAUCGAGCUCGAGCAGGGCUGGAAGGAGCAGAUCAAGCCCAAGGGUAUCGACAUCCUCCUUGACAUCCUCGACAAGGGCUUCGACAAGGUCGCGGCCUGCCCGUUCCCGCCGCAGUCGUACAUGCCCAUUUACACGAUCUGCUACGACAUGUGCACGCAGCGGACGCCGUACAACUGGUCGGCGCAGCUCUACACGCGCCACGGCGAGACCUUUACCGAGUACCUCCGCACGAAGGUGCUCCCAGAGCUCCAGAACCAACACGAUGAGUUCCUCCUCAACGAACUGCACCGCCGCUGGCAGAACCACAAGCUCAUGAACAAGUGGAUGUCCAAGUUCUUCAUGUACCUCGACCGCUACUACGUCAAGCACAACGCGCUGCCGACGCUCGCCGAGUCGGGCCUUAACGCGUUCAAGUCGGUGGUCUUUGAGGGCAUCAAGAAGGACGUGGUCGAUGCGAUGCUCGAGCUUGUCGAGAAGGAGCGCGAGGGUGAGAUUGUCGACACGACGCUUCUCCGCAACUGCAUUGAAGUCUUUGAGACCAUGGGCAUGGGCACGCUUGACGUGUACGUCACGGACUUUGAAGAGCCCUUCAUCAAGCGCAGUACGGCCUACUACGCGACCAAGGCGCAGACGUGGCUCGAGGGCGACUCGACGCCGGCGUACAUGAUCAAGACCGAAGACUGCCUCAAGAGUGAGUCGAGCCGCGUCGCUCGCUACAUGCACUCGACGACGGAAGCGAAGCUCCUCCGUGCGCUCGAGAUCGAGCUCCUCGAGAAGCACCAAAAGACCCUUCUUGAGCGAGAAAACUCGGGCUGCAUUGCGCUGCUCCAGAACGACAAGUCGGAAGAUCUCUCGCGCAUGUACCGUCUCUUCUCGCGCGUGCCCGAUGGCCUCGCGCCGAUCGCGACGCUGGUCCGCCGCCACAUUGAAACCGUUGGCAACGAGAUUGUCGAGCGUCGCACGGCGGCGAUUGCAAGCGACAACAUCAAGGACCCGUCGUCGGACCCGACCUUUAUCAAGGACAUUCUCGCGCUCCACGACAAGUAUAAGCUCGUGGUCCAAGAGCAGUUUGGCGGCAACUCGCUCUUCCAGAAGGCGCUCAAGGAAGCGUUUGUCGAGUUUGUCAACAAGGACGUGGGCAAGGACUGCUCGGCCAAGCUCAUGAGCACGUUCUGCGACCGCAUCCUCAAGUCGGGGGGCGAAAAGCUCAGCGACGACCAGGUCGAAGAGUUCUUGCUCAAGAUUGUGAGCGUGUUUUCGUACUUGACGGACAAGGAUCUCUUUGCCGAGAUUUACCGCAACCAGCUCGCGAAGCGCCUUCUGAACCAGCGCUCGUCGUCGGACGACGCGGAGAUUUCCAUGAUCUCGAAGCUCAAGAUGUGCUGCGGCGCGCAGUUCACCUCGAAGAUGGAGGGCAUGCUCAACGACUUGGCGAUUGGCGGCGACCACCAAACGGAGUUUGACGCGUUCAUGAAGAAGAACCCGCCGUCCGGCGCCGUCAUCGAGUUUGGCGUCCAAGUGCUCACGACGGGUCACUGGCCGUCGUACACGCCGCUCGACAUUAGCUUGCCGCCGCAAAUGGUGCGCUACAUGUCGCUCUUCAAGAUGUACUACGACUCGAAGACGAGCCACCGCCGCCUCCAGUGGGUCCACUCGCUCGGGAACGCGACUGUGCGCGCGACGUUUCCGAAAAACAAGUGGUACGAUUUGCAGGUGACGACGCUCCAGGCCGUCGCGCUCCUCCUCUUCAACGCGAGCGACACGGACGCGUUUACGUUUGAGCACCUCCGCGAGUCGCUCAACCUCUCGGAAGACGUGGUCAAGCGCAUUUUGCACUCGCUCUCGUGCGGCAAGUACAAGCUCCUCACGAAGACGCCGAUGAGCAAGAACAUUGCGGUCACGGACACGUUUACGCUCAACCUCUCGUUUGCGUCGCCGAUGCGCAAGGUGCGCGUGCCCAUGGCGUCGCUCGAAGAGAGCCACAACCCCAAGCACGUCGAGGAGGACCGGUCGAUCGCGAUCGAGGCCGCGAUCGUGCGCAUCAUGAAAGCCCGCAAGACGCUGCAGCACCAGCAACUCGUCUCGGAGGUGCUCUCGCAGCUCGCGUUCUUCAAGCCCGUCCCCAAGCUCAUCAAGCGCCGCAUCGAGGCGCUCAUCGACCGCGAGUACCUCGAGCGCGACCCCGAGUCGGCGACGACGUACCGCUACCUGGCAUAAGAAAGCUGGAUCGACGGCCGCUAACGUUUUUAAUACAUGCCCGUGUAUCUUGGAUGC